Amoebophrya sp. A120 is the source of this 362-nucleotide messenger RNA. NCBI's taxonomy places the organism in Eukaryota, Dinophyceae, Syndiniales, Amoebophryaceae. The record is from the annotation of a GenBank genome assembly.
UCCUGCGCGACCGCAGCUAAGCGUGAACGUCCACUGGAAACCGAGCACGAAGAUACCAGCAGCGAUCAUGGCGCUUCAACUUUUCAUCUUCCAGCGAAGGUAGUAGAAGGGAGAAAGAUCAUAGCUUGCCGUCAGCUGAGCAACAUGGCUGAGCCAAGACCCCGCAGCUUUUCCAAGGUAGCAGAUAAGGCCCAAGAAAAACAAGCCGAUCAGCGGCUCACCUCCUGCAUCCAAGACACCACCCACCCACCCGCCAAGGUCUUGCUGAAAAGCGAAAACUAUCCGGAGGUGAGCGGAUGGUAUUUCCUGACGCAUACCGUGACGCAGGUCGGGGGCCUGAUCUACCCGAUGUACAAAUCGGA